This is a messenger RNA of Lactuca sativa (garden lettuce), 2252 nucleotides long. RefSeq names its product putative histone-arginine methyltransferase 1.3. NCBI's taxonomy places the organism in Eukaryota, Viridiplantae, Streptophyta, Magnoliopsida, Asterales, Asteraceae. Gene Ontology annotation, biological process: chromatin remodeling; peptidyl-arginine methylation, to asymmetrical-dimethyl arginine. Gene Ontology annotation, molecular function: histone H3R2 methyltransferase activity. The record is from RefSeq and is a predicted model, not a curated record.
AAGAACAAAGGAGCGAACAAAAGCAAGAGUGACUGCGGCCCUCUCUCUCUUUCUCUUUCUCAAAUCUCCACUUUUCUUUUAACCUUCGCGCUUUCUCUCUCCAAACCCAUAAACCCUAACUUGUAUUUCACACGCACCCACAUUAUAUAUACAUACAUAUAUAUACAGACAGAGGAAGAGACGAUUCCAACAUAUAUGCACACGCAAUCUAGCGACUGAAACAGAGUAAGCUCCAAUACAACAUGGCUGCUCUACCAGGUGAAAAUCUGAAGCACCAUCAGAAUUUCACUGUUGCUUCUAUUACUUUGCUCUCAUCAAACCCACCAAACUCUGUCUCUGGUCCUCUUUCGGCGACAUUUGGUUCCGCUUCAGGGUUCCCGGAGCUACGGUUCUUAUUAGAGCCCGACGGACAACACUCUAUUCACUUCGACCUUCGAACCACUCAGCUUUUCAGAUUGGGUGAAGUUCAAUCUCUUUGUGUAUCCGAAGGCUCUGAAACCACCAAAGAGAAAAUUUAUUCGAAGGGAGUAACUGUUAUAUUUAAAGAUGAGGAGGAAAAUAGCUCCUUCCAUGGUGCAUUUGAGCAAUGGAAAACAGAAGUGGUUAUUCAAGGAUCAGAUCUACCAAAUGGAACACUUUCUUCUUCUAAAAGCAAGUUUGAUGAUAAAAUAGAAGCUUCUUCUGCAAAAAUGUAUUUCCAUUACUAUGGACAACUUCUUCAUCAGCAAAAUAUGUUGCAGGAUUAUGUGAGAACAGGAUCCUAUUAUGCUGCAGUAAUUGAAAACCAAGCAGAUUUUGUUGGGCGUGUAGUGGUUGAUGUAGGUGCAGGAAGUGGCAUACUAUCCUUAUUUGCUGCUCAGGCUGGUGCUAAACAUGUUUAUGCUGUGGAAGCAUCUGAAAUGGCUGACUAUGCUCAGAAGCUCAUUGCUGGGAAUCCUAUUUUGGGACAAAGAAUUACGGUCAUCAAGGGCAAAGUGGAAGAUGUUGAAUUGCCUGAAAAAGCAGAUAUAUUGAUCUCAGAGCCAAUGGGCACAUUGUUAGUGAAUGAAAGAAUGUUGGAAUCAUAUGUGAUUGCAAGAGAUCGAUUUCUUGUUCCUAAUGGGAAAAUGUUCCCUACUGUUGGAAGAAUUCAUAUGGCACCAUUCAGUGAUGAGUAUCUGUAUGUUGAGAUUGCAAACAAGGCCCUCUUUUGGCAACAACAAAACUAUUAUGGUGUUGAUUUAACAGCUUUACAUGGAACUGCAUUCCAAGGAUAUUUUUCACAGCCAGUGGUUGAUGCUUUUGAUCCGAGGUUAUUAGUGGCUCCUGCUGUUUCCCAUGUCAUUAAUUUUACUACUGUCAAGGAAGAGGAUUUGUAUGAAAUUGACAUUCCACUGAAAUUCACUGCUUCUGUGGGCACAAGGAUACAUGGUUUAGCAUGUUGGUUUGAUGUUCUCUUCAAUGGAAGCACAGUGCAAAGGUGGUUGACAACGGCCCCUGGUGCACCCACAACUCACUGGUAUCAACUUCGUUGUGUUCUGUCACAACCAAUUUAUGUGAUGCCUGGUCAAGAAAUAAGUGGUCAUCUUCACAUGAUUGCACACAGUGCUCAGAGUUACACAAUUAACCUCACCCUAUCAGCUAAAAUGUGGGGCCCGGGUGCUGAACAAGGAGGAAUACUACAAACAUCAAGCUGCAGACUGGAUCUAAAAGAGCCAUAUUAUCGAAUGUCUCAACCACAAGCCUACUCAUCCGCCCAAGAUCAGCAGCAGCCAAAUCAGCUCUUACAAUCACAGGAUUUACACCUUCCAUCCCUGGAUGAAGAUGGGUCGGAUUUCAUCCAACAACCAUCCAAUGAUUCAAGUGUCCAGAUUCAUUGAGGAUUCAUGAAGAAAUGCAUUUGAGAGUUGAGACCUAUUUAUAUUUAUACAAAUGGUCAAAGUCAAAGCUCUCAGAAAUGUGAUCCAUCCAUGAUGUAACAUUAUACAAGGCACCAUGAAAAUGAAAAAUGUCACACCGCUUCUUUCCAAGACUGCCCUUUUACUACUACUAUUGUAUUUGUUUCAAUGCCUGUAAAUUAGGUUGACUUGGUUGACCUUUUUAUUGCUUUUUUACUCUUUAGAGUCUUCUUCGCAACUAUGUUGACUAAUAAUUAAUUUCUAGCUUUAAAGAAGUUGAAUGGUGUUCCCAUGAAAAAGCCAUUCGGUGAGCUUUGUAGGUUGUUUUUGAUGCGGAGUGUGAUAAAGGGCAUUCAUGUCUUUUAAAUUGUUCAA